AUGGUGUUCCUAAUGACGUCCUCAGGGGCUCCACUGCUGCUCCUGUUCAUACAGGCCACCACUGGUCAUAGCUCAGGUAACAUGGUUGAUGGUCAUUUGGUAUUAUGUGUUUCAGGUCCUUGUGUUUAAGAUCUGGGCAGAGUUCAAUUUCCAUCAUAGUAGUUGACAUUUUUUUUGAAGGUCUUGUUAGUCAUACAUAAUUAUGGUACAUGAUACUGUGGCUAGUAGCCUAUGCUUCAUCAGAGACUCUCUUUUGUCAGUUCGGUCAGAUGUCAACACCACCUCUCCAACACAGUUGUCGACACCACCGCUUACCACCCCACCCGGCAUAGCAGACACUAUGUUCUCAACAAUGACAUCCGAUACAACAUCAGCAAUAGCCAAUAGUCAAGUCAGAUUGGUCAACGGUCCUAACUCCUGCUCUGGGAGAGUGGAGGUCUACCACAGUGGUAGCUGGGGGACGGUGUGUGAUGACUCGUGGGACUUGAGUGACGCCCAGGUGGUGUGUAGACAGCUGGGCUGUGGGGAAGCUCUGUCUGCACCACCUGAAGCACGCUUCGGACAGGGGAACGGGACGAUCUGGCUGGAUGACGUUAUAUGUACAGGCAGCGAGCCUAAUCUCACAAUGUGCAGUCACAAUGGGUUUGGAUUACACAACUGUGGACAUCAUGAAGACGCUGGUGUCAUCUGUUCAGGUAGGAGUAUUGUUUUUUAAGCUUCUUUAUUAAUUAUUUUUCGAUCAACAACCUUAGUAAAGGUUUUUCUGGAUACAGGUAGAUCACCAUCCUGGUGUCUUAUGGUUUAAACCCCACAACAACUGAUUUCACAACCAUAAAUACGUCAAGACAAGCAAGCACACAUUUUCUUUAGGAAAUGUCCUAUUCUCGUUUAUGUAUUCAUUUUCCUCAUUUUUUAAAUGUUUAUUCUAUUUGGACCCAACCUCCACUUCUCCCCAUCCCUUUAUAACCCAACCUCCACUUCCCCCCAUCCCGUUUAACCCAACCUCCACUUCUCCCCAUCCCUUUUUAAACCCAACCUCCACUUCUCUCCCCAUCCCUUUAACCCAACCUCCACUUCUCCCCAUCCCUUUAUAACCCAACCUCCACUUCUCCCCAUCCCUUUAUAACCCAACCUCCACUUCUCCCCAUCCCUUUAUAACCCAACCUCCACUUCUCCCCAUCCCUUUAUAACCCAACCUCCACUUCUCCCCAUCCCUUUAUAACCCAACCUCCACUAGGGACUUUAUUAUUAUAAAAUUGUGUAAAGUAAGUUUGUACUGAAAUCCUGUCUUUAGCUCCAUCAGGUGGCAGUACCACCACAGCAGCACCACCUACCUACUGGAACACCACAACAGGAACAGCCCGACCAACCAACCAAACAACCACAUUGGCAGGUAACUCCACAGAACCAAUAACAGAGUGGCAAGAUCAAUCAAUCAAUCAAUCCAAUUUAUUUAUAAAGCCCUUUUUACAUCAGCAGACAUCACAAAGUACUAUACAGAAAGCCAGCCUAAAACCCCAAACAGCAAUGCAGAUGUAGAAUCACACCCAGAUGCUUGCCCUGUCCAAAUACCUAUACUAGCGUACUACAUACUUAAACUGCAUACUAUGUACUCAUCGUUGCAUACUCUUUAGCACGUACCAUUUAAUAAGAAGUAUGCAGUGUGCAGUAUGCUACAGCCGCAACGCAGUAGAUGCUCCUGACUGGCUGCGUAGAUGGGGCGGGGCCGAGUGCAGGUGAAGUUUUCCAAAUUCAACAGACAUGCAUCGCAUUAACCAGCCUGAUAAUGGCUCAUUUCCAAUUUGUUUAAUUUAUCUAAACUCUGAAUAGAAUAGGAAUGGAGUUAUAGGCCUACUAAGGCGGGUAUAGGCAGACUAUCACAUUCAACCUAUACCAUAGCCCACAUAGUCCAUCUAUCAUAUUUAAAAAGGACUGAAGACAGAAAAAUAUAAUUUGGUUCCAUUUCAACAUAUCAUUAGUGAAACCAAAGUGUUAUAAUAAUAAUAAUAAUAAUAAUAAUAAUAUGCCAUUUAGCAGACGCUUUUAUCCAAAGCGACUUACAGUCAUGUGUGCAUACAUUUUUACGUAUGGGUGGUCCUGGGGAUCGAACCCACUACCCUGGCGUUACAAGCGCCAUGCUCUACCAAUUGAGCUACAUAUAUAUAUAUAAUUUAAAUCAAAUAGCGUAGUACACAGUGGCGUGUAUUCAUGGAUGCCAAGGGAAGCCAGGCUCCCAAAGAAAUUGCCAAAUAAAAGAUUUAACAUAAACAUUAUUUUGUCUUUCGUCUCUCUGUGUUUCAUACAUUUCCUUCAAUUCUCAAGAGGCUUUAUGUAUCUCACUGGAUAAAGCAUCCGAGCGAACGAAACAGUGCCCCUCUGUCUCAGUAUGCGUAGCGUAUCUAUCUGGUGCCGUCUGGUCAGAAAGAGUAUGACAUUGUUGCUGCCCUGCAUUGUCUUGGCUGUGUGCUUAGUGUUUUUGUCCUGUUGGAAGAUUAACCUUCGCCCCAGUCUGAGGUCCUGAGCGCUUUGGAGCAGGUUUUCAUCAAGGAUCUCCCUGUACUUUGCUCCGUUCAUCUUUCCCUCGAUCCUGACUAGUCUCCCAGUCCCUGCCACUGAAAAACAUGCCACCACCAUGCUUCACCGUAGGGAUGGUGCCAGGUUUCCUCCAGACGUAACGCUUGGCAUUCAGGCCAAAGAGUUUAAUCUUGGUUUCAUCAGACCAGAGAAUCUUGUUUCUCAUGGUCUGAGAGUCCUUUAGGUGCCCUUUGGCAAAUCCAAGGGGGCUGUCAUGUGCCUUUUACUGAGGAGUGGCUUCCGUCUGGCCACUCUACCAUAAAGGCCUAAUUGGUGGAGUACUGCAGAAAUGGUUGUCCUUCUGGUAGGUUCUCCCAUCUCCACAGAGGAACUCUGUGUGCCAAGCUUGUAGCGUCAUACGUAAGAAGACUCAAGGCUGUAAUCGCUGCCAAAGGUGCUUCAGCAGAGUACUGAGUAAAGGGUCUGAAUACUUAUGUAAAUGUGAUACUUCCGGGUUUUUUAUUUUAUAAAUUUGAUAACAUUUCACAAAAACAGUUUUUGCUUUAUCAUUAUGGGGUAUUGCGUGUGAAUUGAUGAGGGGGAAGAAGUAUUUAAUCAAUUUUCGAAUAAGGAUGUAACGUAACAAAAUGUGGAAAAAGUCAAGGGGUAUGAAUACUUUCCGAAUGCAGUGUGUGUAUAUAUAUAUAUAUAUAUAUAUAUAUAUAUAUAUAUAUAUAUAUAUAUAUAUAUAUAUAUAUCCUGAGCUUUCUUAGAUCUCCUAGAUAUGGGACAGACACUUCAAAACCUUAUUCCUUAUGAUUUAUUUUUUUACUGUCUUUUUUUUUGCCAUUUAUGAAUGUGUUAUUCAAUGUGUUUCUAUGGGUUAUAGUAUUAAAAGCCUAAUUCAAUAUUUAAUCAAAUUAUUAUUUUAUUUUAAAAAAUUAUACCUAAAAAUAAAUAAAAUAGUAAAAUGACCAUCUUAAAACAAUUCCAUAUGACAGCUUAGAACAAUUUGUUGGGCUUUCCUCUGACACCGCCUGACAUAGAGGUCCUGGAUGGCCGGGAGCUCGGCCUCUGUGAUGUACUGGGCUGUCCGUACCACCCUCUGUAGCGCUUUGCGGUCAAGGGCGGUGCAUUUCCCAUACCAAGUGGUGAUGCAGCCAGUCAAGAUGCUCUCGAUGGUGCAGCUGUAGAACAUUUUGAAAAGUGUGCAUCGAAUUCUACUAGAUGAACAGCCGAAAUCAGUAUAAUGUCCUGGCAUUUAAACCAUACUCGAUUUUUGAAAAUUCACAUAAUAUACAACAUUUUAUUUUUGAAUACUGAGAAUGCAUCAUGCGCGAUUGCAUUGUUUCCCGCUAUUCGUUGAUUUCGGUGGCGCAUCCCCGAAUUGAUCAGCUGUUGUCAAAGCCGAACUUAGCAUGACAUCCGGGCAUUUAAAAUAUACUUGAUUUUUGAAAUGUUGCAUACUAUUAAACUUUUUUUUUUGCAUACUCAAACGGACUACUAUUUAGGACGCAAGCAUGGGUAUUCGGACACAGACAUUUAGUUUUUUUGCAUUCCAUCCUUUUUAUCUGUAGAAAGUUGUAACUUGACUGAAGGGAAUUCAUUUCUUUGUCAGAUGCCCCGAUCAGAUUGGUCAACGGUCCUAACUCCUGCUCUGGGAGAGUGGAGGUGUACCACAGUGGUAGCUGGGGGACGGUGUGUGAUGACUCGUGGGACUUGAGUGACGCCCAGGUGGUGUGUAGACAGCUGGGCUGUGGGGAAGCUCUGUCUGCACCACCUGAAGCCCGCUUCGGACAGGGGAACGGGACGAUCUGGCUCGAUGACGUUAUAUGUACAGGCAGCGAAUCUAAUCUCACAAGGUGCAGUCACAAUGGGUUUGGAUUACACAACUGUGGACAUCAUGAAGACGCUGGUGUCAUCUGUUCA
Coregonus sp. 'balchen' is the source of this 4443-nucleotide messenger RNA. NCBI's taxonomy places the organism in Eukaryota, Metazoa, Chordata, Actinopteri, Salmoniformes, Salmonidae. The record is from the annotation of a GenBank genome assembly.